UCACAGUCCAAAAGUUAAAGCGGCCAAUAUACAUUACUUCUUUAUCUGUUUCUGCAUCUCUUCAAUGGCGGGUUUUUUAGGUUCGCUUGAAGAGAUGAGGAAAGUGUUCAACAAAUUCGACCAAAACGGCGACGGCAAAAUCUCUCGGGAAGAACUGAAAUCCGUACUCAGUGCCUUAGGCUCCAAGCCUUCUUCCGAAGAAGUCGAUCGGAUAAUGUGGGAGAUGGACAAAGACGGAAAUGGCUACGUCGAUCUAGAUGAGUUCAUUGCUUUCCAAGGAAGCAACGUCAAUGGAGACGAUUCCCAGUGCACGAACAAGGAACUCAAAGAUGCGUUUGAUAUGUACGAUUUGGACAAGAAUGGAUUGAUUUCGGUGAACGAGUUGCAUGCCGUGUUGAAAAGAUUGGGCGAGAAGUGCUCGUUGAGUGAUUGCCGGAGAAUGAUCAGUCAAGUUGAUAAAGAUGGCGAUGGAAGCGUUAACUUUGAAGAGUUCAAGAAGAUGAUGACCAAAGCUUGAAAAUAGUCUCCAAAA
Messenger RNA from Hibiscus syriacus, 532 nucleotides. Its product is annotated as probable calcium-binding protein CML23. The record is from RefSeq and is a predicted model, not a curated record. The coding region runs from base 65 to 517 and encodes 150 amino acids. The transcript has a single exon. Gene Ontology annotation, molecular function: calcium ion binding. Lineage: Eukaryota; Viridiplantae; Streptophyta; Magnoliopsida; Malvales; Malvaceae.